AUGGAGUUCAUUAAUUGGAUUCGUGGUGCUUUGACCUCGCUUGGUUUUCUCGACAAGCAAGCAAAGCUGCUGCUUCUCGGACUCGACAACUCCGGUAAGUCAACACUACUGUACAGACUUAUAACCGAUCGCCUUGGCGCCCUAGAGCCUACUCGGCAUCCAAAUUCAGAGCAGUUCAGAAUCGACAAUGCUGUGUGUACCGCGUUCGACCUUGGGGGUCACCAGCAAGCCAGGCGCCUUUGGAGGGAUUACCUUCCGGAGGUUGCCGGGAUUAUAUUUGUCGUCGACGCCGCGGAUCCCGAGCGCUUCGCGGAGGCUAAGGCCGAGCUGUGGGCUCUUCUUACCGUGGAGGAGUUAACCAACGUUAUUUUUCUCGUGCUAGGAAAUAAGACUGACCAUCCCAACGCUGUAUCAGAUGUCGAACUUCGUUCCCAGCUGGGUCUUGACAAUCUCCUACAUGGCAAUGUCGGAUUUUUCAUGUGUUCCAUAGCCGAGAAACAGGGAUAUGGAGAAGGUCUGCGCUGGCUCGCCCAAUGCAUCUAAAAGCAUAGCGUUAUCUUACUGUAGUUAAGUGACCUCAAACUAAAGAUUCGAUUCGAUCUACCUUUUUAGCUAUAAAUUCUUUUUAAUUAAUAAUAAAAUAUUUUUUUAAUUUACAC
This is a messenger RNA of Daldinia loculata, 659 nucleotides long. Its product is annotated as ARF/SAR superfamily. The coding region runs from base 1 to 543 and encodes 180 amino acids. Gene Ontology annotation, molecular function: GTPase activity; GTP binding. The record is from RefSeq and is a predicted model, not a curated record. Gene Ontology annotation, biological process: vesicle organization; intracellular protein transport; endoplasmic reticulum to Golgi vesicle-mediated transport. NCBI's taxonomy places the organism in Eukaryota, Fungi, Ascomycota, Sordariomycetes, Xylariales, Hypoxylaceae. The transcript has a single exon. Gene Ontology annotation, cellular component: COPII vesicle coat; endoplasmic reticulum exit site.